AUGUUGCUGUCUACUAUAUCUACAAGACUGGUUGUUGCUAUGACAGAAUAUUGGUGGAUUACAUUAAGGAUUAUCUUGGUUAUCCUACCUCAAAAUGGAUUUGUAUAUCCUGACGAGUUUUUUCAAAACCCAGAAGUCAUAGCUGGAGAUGUAUUUGGAUAUGAAGUUUAUACACCAUGGGAAUACAAUAACAACUCUCCAUGUCGGAACAUUCUGUUCCCACUCAUAUCAUCAGCAGUGCCAUUCAUAUUACUCAAAAUUCUAAACAUAUUUUUUAAAGAUAUCGUAACAACUUACACACUUUUAAUAUUCCCUAGAAUGUUCAUGUUGUUAGUCUCUUUUAUUUUAGAUUACUGCAUAUGCAUCUUAUUGAUGUGUUUAUCUCUGUGUCCUCAUCAGGAAGUACGUUUCAUUAUACCGACACUGACACCACUUAUUCUGCUCUACUCAAAAACAUCAACUGACAGUUCAAAAUACUUAAUAACUUUAUGGAUUUGUUGGAAUGUAGUUUGUGGUUCAAUAUUCGGAAUCGUCCAUGAGGGCGGUUUACUCAAAUCGCUUGGUUACAUCAGAGAUUUAGUAAAUGAUAGUAAUAACGUGACUUCCUACGAUUUCAUAUUUUACCAUACGUACACACCACCAAAACAUUUACUAGCUUACAACCCAUGGCUAACCAAUCGGCCAUUAAUGACGAUCCACAGUCUCCCUUCAUUAGAUGAAUCUCAUUUGCAUAAUACCGUAACUCGUUUAAUGACCCAAUGGCCACCUGGUUACCACGACAAGUUUGCAGUAUAUGUUCUUAGUCCAUCACCUUUGCAGUAUAUAUUCGAUGAAGAUCACGAUGAGUACAAAUAUCAAAUCAGGGAACAGUUUUAUCCUCAUUUUUCUGUGCAAGACCCUCCAGAUUUUCAUGUCACUGAAAAUGGGAUAUUUGACUUUUUAUCACAAUUUAGUUUAAUUCUGUACAAAGUUGAACUGGAUCAUACCCUUGUGACUUAA
This is a messenger RNA of Saccoglossus kowalevskii, 999 nucleotides long. RefSeq names its product GPI alpha-1,2-mannosyltransferase 4-like. Gene Ontology annotation, cellular component: endoplasmic reticulum membrane. Lineage: Eukaryota; Metazoa; Hemichordata; Enteropneusta; Harrimaniidae. The record is from RefSeq and is a predicted model, not a curated record. Gene Ontology annotation, molecular function: alpha-1,2-mannosyltransferase activity. Gene Ontology annotation, biological process: GPI anchor biosynthetic process.